UACUGUGACGUUUCCGUCUCCGGUAGACAUAUUGCUUACAGGAGCAAAUUCUGGAAAGCUAGAAGACAGAACGGAUUAAAAUUCACUUGUUUCUUCACGACUACAGAAGCUUAAAUCACAUAGGAGAGGAUGGAGCCGUCAGCCAGUCCGGCCAAGGAUAACUACAGGAUGAAUCGCUAUAAGAACAAAGCACUGAACCCAGAAGAGAUGAGGCGCAGGAGAGAGGAGGAAGGCAUCCAACUCAGGAAACAGAAACGAGAACAACAGCUAUUCAAGAGGAGGAAUGUGGAUAUUCUCAAUGAAGAGGAAGCCAUGUUUGAAAGUCCACUGGUGGACUCUUACCUCAGUUCACCUGUUACAGAAGGAGUCAUUACAAAAGACAUGGUUGAGAUGCUUUUCUCAGAGGACCCAGAGCUUCAGCUCAGCACAACACAGAAGUUCAGAAAAUUACUUUCCAAAGAGCCCAACCCACCAAUCGAUGAAGUUAUCAACACUCCUGGAGUUGUGGAGCGGUUUGUGGAGUUCCUGAAGAAGAGUGUCAACUGUACACUACAGUUUGAAGCUGCAUGGGCGCUGACCAACAUAGCAUCAGGCACAUCCUUGCAGACAAAGACAGUGAUUGAGGCUGGAGCAGUGCCAAUCUUUAUAGAAUUACUUAACUCAGACUUUGAGGAUGUCCAAGAACAGGCUGUGUGGGCCUUGGGUAAUAUUGCAGGAGACAGCGCUGUAUGCAGAGACUACGUGCUGAACUGCAACAUCCUUCCACCUCUAUUAAUGCUUCUGACCAAAUCUACUAGAUUGACCAUGACUAGGAAUGCAGUGUGGGCUUUGUCUAACCUCUGUAGAGGAAAAAACCCUCCACCACCUUUUGAACAGGUGUCACCCUGUCUGCCAGUGCUGUCGAGGCUUUUAUUUAGCAGUGACCCAGACUUGCUGGCAGAUGCCUGUUGGGCUCUGUCCUACCUCUCAGAUGGCCCCAAUGACAAGAUCCAGGCUGUGAUCGACUCUGGUGUCUGCAGGCGACUUGUAGAGCUACUCAUGCACACAGACUAUAAAGUGGCUUCUCCUGCUUUGAGAGCUGUAGGGAACAUUGUCACAGGAGAUGACAUCCAAACACAGGUGGUGUUGAACUGCUCAGCCCUGCCCUGUUUGCUGCACCUUCUAAGCAGUGCUAAAGAGUCCAUUCGAAAAGAGGCCUGCUGGACCAUCUCAAAUAUCACAGCAGGAAACCGAGCACAGAUACAGACGGUAAUAGAUGCCAACAUCUUCCCAGUGCUUAUCGACAUUCUGCAAAAAGCUGAGUUCAGGACCAGGAAAGAGGCGGCCUGGGCUAUCACCAAUGCUACAUCUGGAGGAACACCGGAGCAGAUCAGGUAUCUGGUGAACCUGGGCUGUAUUAAGCCCUUGUGUGAUCUGUUGACUGUGAUGGACUCGAAGAUCGUGCAAGUGGCUUUGAAUGGACUGGAGAACAUCCUGAGGCUGGGCGAGCAGGAAGCCAAGCAGGAGAAUAAUGGCACUGGAGUUAAUCCAUACUGCAGUCUGAUUGAGGAGGCCUAUGGUCUGGACAAGAUCGAGUUCCUUCAGAGCCACGACAACCAGGAGAUCUACCAGAAGGCCUUCGACCUCAUUGAGCACUACUUCGGGGUGGAGGAUGAGGACAGCAGUCUUGCUCCGCAGGUGGACCAGGCCAACCAGCAGUUCCUUUUCCCCCAACAGGAGGCUCCCAUGGAGGGCUUCCAGCUAUAAGUUACCCCCACUCCACCCCACCCCCAACUCCGCUCUUCUAAAAUGCACCGUUUACCCCCUCCAUUCCUCUCAGGCCCCGUGAUGCUUGAGUCAAAGCUCCACACCCUCAUCCCUUCCCUUUUACUGGUUUGCCACUAACCCCCACUUGUACCAACACAUACACAGAGCAUAUGGAGGAAGGUUUUUACUGUCCUGCUUUCCAGCCUAAAAAAAACCCCUGUUCUCCCCAGCCAGUUGGACUGAGGCCUCACGGGGGGGCAGACUCAGGUGUUAUCUGGCCAAGAACAGAAACACCAGAAGAGGAAGGAAUCACUUCACAGCUCAAAGUGUGAGUCUGCCCUGGCUUAAAACGCACAUACAUCUACCUGCCGUCUGAUAAUUAGAUUCUUUCACUGGCAGUAAGGAUGAUUUGUUGAUUAAUAUCUUUAUAUACAUUUUUUUUUUUCAAUGGGACAUUCCAAUUUUCAGGAUUACCCGUGCAUCUCCAUGAGAAGUCUACAGACCGCUGGAGUGCACGAGGUGAAAUAUGCCCAGCUCUUGAUGUCAGUCUGACGUAGUGCAAUUAAAACAAAAACUUGCAACCUUAUCCCCUCUUUGUUUUAGUUGUUUUCCUCAACCCUUAUUUAUCCGCCCCUUUGUAGUGAUCGUGAUUUUUUUUUUUCUCUCCACAUUAAUACCUUGAUUUGGUACCAAGAGGCUACCUGAUCAUUAGGCUCAGGGCUGGCCUUUACAUAUCAUAUCUAACUGAAAGAAACUAUAUAUAGGGGUCAGAGGCUACAUUAACAUUGGUGGAGUUUCUGUCAAAUACAUAAAUGUCCACUUAAAACCAAGGGCUUUUUGUUGCCCUGAGUCUGAUGGCCAAGCUACAAAAGGUGAUUUUUUUUUUUUUUCCUUCUAUCAAGGUCAUUUUAAUCAAGAAGAAAUUCUGGGGGAGGGUUAAGGUGGAAAAAAAUUUAAAAACAAAAAAAAAAAAAAAAAAUUGGGAAAUUACUAUAGGAAGGGCUUUGAAUUGGAUGUUGGAAAAGGGGUUGGGUUUUAGAGGAUCUAUAAAAAUAUCCAGGUUUGGUGGGUGGUAUAGUUAGAGAUCCAAUGUUCGUCGUGUGCUGUGUUAUUAAUAACAAAACAUUUGAAUUAUGAAGUGAUCUAACUUAUUAAAAAAGGCAUAACUGGGGUGCCAGUGUGGAAAAGAGCUAGCAGCAACAGCAGCAAACCAAAUUUAUUUUCCUAUUCAGAUGAAUUAAAUGGAACCAAAUGUUUCUCAGAGUGCAGACUUGCCAUGGAAGUUUGCAUUCUAAUACAUUGAGUGUGCUCAAGUUGCCGCUGGUUAGCUCAGCCCCAUGCUCCGACUCCCCAGUUGUACAUGGUAGGGAUUUUUUUGCAUGGUGUUCUAUUACCCUGCCUUCAGUCACAGAGUAUCCCUAGCUAAACACACAGUUGGCAUAGAGAGAUAGAGGAGAAUGUGAAGGCACACUGUAAGACACUUUUGAGCACUGCUUGUUAACAUUUGGACAUAGGACCUGGUCAAACCUGCAUUAACAUCAGUCUUUAGGGAUCCGAUCACAGGGGGCAGCUCUAAGGCAAAGUGUGAGGACACGUUUGGAUCCAAUUAGUGGCCGACCAAGUUAACUGUAGAAAUGGACAUCUAAUUAAUAGUGCUAUAAAUAAAUCCACAACACUGAACAUCACACUGUAGUAAUUAAUCAAUAAACCCAGAACUGAAUAUUAAACUUAAAAAAAAAAAAAAGGAAAAAUUCAACAUGAUUCUAGAUGCAACUUCUAUUUCUGAGCUCUUAUUUUCCCUCAAAGUCAGUAAUUCUAUUGUGGAGGUUACUGUUAACUGUUCGGCAUUAGCAGUGUAAAGUUUUGCUGAUAAUGAUCAUUUGAAAAUGUUGCCUCAGCACUAAUGAGCACUUAUCAAACAUUUCAGAAAAGGUAGAACAUUAAAAACAGGAGUGAUAAUCUUUAAAUAUCAAAAUGUGCACAGGGAAAAUAAAGUAAAACAGAUGUAUUUUGUGUUUUACUGAAAAUGUAAUAAAAAUUAUCCCGUAAAGACAAAAAAGAAAAAAAGGCUAUAGUGAUGUGUAUCCUAAUAUAAAAUCUACCUUAGCUUCUCUCCUAAUUUGCAAUUUUUUCUUCACUAAUUUCCAAUUUUAACAGAAACACACAAUAACUCACUAGAAAUCUCUAUUAUUUUUUCAAUUCAAUCAAUAGUAUAAAAGUAUUGAAGGUCAGUAUCGAACACUGCUAAAAUGAAUGGAAUGAUUAAACUUGUCAUUUCCUAUUUAAAAUGUGUUAAUUGUUUCACAGUGUCGUCUUAGGCAGCGAUUAGGAGGCCAAACAUUCCAUCUGUAGUCUUUAUACAGUGGAUUGAAUUUUCAAAGAAACAUCAUAAUGUCAUGUUCUGUUCCAGGCUGUUAGAUGAGCGUGUUUAUUUUCAUACAGAAUGGGGAAGUGGGAGAAUGUCACAUUAACACUCAGAGCUGCCCACUUUUGAUCAAAUCCCAAAAACAUGUACGUUAAAGCCAGGUGUGAGCAGGACCAAAGAGGAGGAACUGGGCCAUGACUAAUAGAUUUGGUGGUGUUAAUGGUGAUAGUGAAGUGACAGUGGUGGUGUUUGUAUAGUGGUAGAGUUGAUAUAUAACCAUGGCAUUCUGUAUCACUAUAUUUUUGAGGAAUGACACCAGAUAAUGAUUUUGCAUGGGUCCAUUGUGAUGUUUCGGUAUUGAUGUAUAUAGCCUAUCCUCUGCCUCGGAAGUCUCCACUGCUUAUUUGUUUAUUAACAGCCAGAGUUUGGCUAGGGAUAUAUCUCAGACAAAUGAUAAGCCUAACUGCAACAAAAAUUCAAGUAUAUGUACUUGAAUUUUUACAUGUUUGCAUUUAUAUAUAUAUAUUUGCGCACACUUCAUGCACACUUGCAUACAACACCAGCAGACACUGUAUACACACCUCACACAGAUGAGUGGCUAAGGGCAAGUAAACAGUUUCCAGAGUCUUCAAAUGAAAAUGUAAUUUUUUUUUUAGUUUCUCUGAAGUUUGACAUUUUUUGUGGAUUUAGUGCACUACAAUUUUUUUUUUUUUUUUUGUAAAAUUGCUGCCCUUUGCUGGGUUUUAAAUGAGACUAUUUUCAGUUUAAUUAAUCAAAUGAAAAGAUGUGAUGAAUUUGAAAUGUGCACAUAGAUCAUCUGGAAAUCUUUUUAGUUGUUUUUAGCCACGUGACUUAUGAUGUGCAAAGCCCAGUUCAGACUAAAACUUUCAUCUGAGAAUGUUUCAGGGGAAGGUAACCUCAGUGUGAACAGGCCUGUAGGAACUCAACUGUUUGUCAAAUCACCAGUGGCUGAUUUCAGAACGUGAGGUCACAUUAUGUGUAUUUUUCUCAGUAUUUAGAGAUGAUAACUUCCCUCUUACCACAAAGCACAGAGUUAUUAUCUUCUGUUCUAUUUACUAAAUCCUCUCUAGUCGAUGUUCUCUAAACAAGUGAUUUGGUCCAGGAAUUCCAUCUUAAUUUUUCUAUUUUCAUCAUUUCAUCACUGCUAGAAAUGAAACUAUAGUACAUAACGCACUUGGUGUUUAAAUAUUUAGCGCUAACUUCAGCCCACAACACAAAUUAUGUCCUUACACAAAAACCUGCACUUACAAGGUAAACACUGUGUUGAUCCAACCUUGUCUAACUGUCUUUUCCUGAGUCUUUGGUCUGAACUUGGCUUUAAAACAGCCUUUUAAACCCUGACUUCAGAUCAGCUUCUCCUCAUGCAGAAGCUGAUCUCGGAGCAGCGUUUGGAGGCCCUUGUGGAUGGAGCCGAACUGUGAUUGUGUGAUGUUUUGACUGACGGGCACUGUGUGAGGAAGAGGUUGAUUGACUCUAUAGACUAUGUCCCCAUCAGAGUCUGGGAGCACCUGUUCUGUGGAUCGCUACGCUAACCCUAGCAUUUAGUCAUGCAACUGCACCAAGUUAUGCUUUAUAAAAACAUCAGUUAAGUAUGUUUUAAUCAGACAUAAUGAGCAAAAGCACAUUUCUUUUCAUUUGGCAGAGGAUGUUUUUCCAUGCAGAAUAUUCUGACCCACUUACAAGCAACAGUCAAAGCUGUGUACCAUCGACAUUAUCCACAGAACACAAGUGCUCCCACCAGACGUAAGAGGUCAAACCAUAAAUAAUUGCACAUCAAGAACUUAUCUCUAUACAUGACGGACUGUGUGUAGAGCAGCAUUUACGUAACUGAAGUCUUCGGUUUCACGGCCAGUUCUGUGCGUGGCCUACAAAUAAUGCCACAGUUGCAAUGUUUAAAACAAAAACAAAAAAAAAAAACAAAACAGUGCAUUUACAAAGAAAAAUAUUUAUGUUUCUAAGGAAAAAAAAAAAACUGAAAAUGCACUCCUAUUCACAAAAGUGCCAAUCCGACCAACAAAGACUGGAGGUUCUUAUGUAUCUGUCUUUGACUUUAGAUUCUUUUCUUUUUAUCUUUUAUUUACUUGAAUGUGCACACAUUUUGUGCAAAACAUUGCUGCUCUAUUUUCCUUAUCUUUAAAGUUACAUUAUUAGCCACUGUUCCUCUGGAAAAGUGGUAUUCUUUACUGUGGGCACCAAAAAAAAAAAAAAAACAAAUUAAGGAGGUGUAGAAAAUGUCUGGUAGGAAAGGACUUAACUGCAUCAAACUGGUGUCUCCAGCUACAUGUUGUCCACGGUGUGAUGGUUCCCACUCUGACAGUCUUUUAAAUGGUUUCACUGUGCAUAGCUAAGCUGCAGAUGUUUUGGAGUCAAGUAACUGAUUUCAUGUAAUAUUUCGCAUUAUUUCGAGGCUUGCAGCAACACCCCUGAUGAAAAUAUCACAGUGUGGCACAUGAUGCAAAUUGUGGAAACUUAAGUGACUAUCAUAGCAGACAAUUGCAGGUACUAACCUUAUUUUCAAAGUUAGGUUACCAAAGUUUGUCGUCUUGAAGGCUGGUUUGAAUUCUAUACUUGAUUUAAUUUUGCAGUAGUUUCUGUAUAAUUGGCUUGUGUUGUUGACCCAGUCAGUAUGACUGAGAGAUUGCUUCAGGCCGUAUAAACUUGCUUCUUUUCAUUAGAAGCCGCAAUAGCUCAGUCCUUCUUUUCUGAUUCCUUUUCUCUCACAUAAGGCCUUGUUCAGACUGCCUGUGCAAAUCCAGCAGUUUGGUAAAUCUACAUAACCUCCAGAUUGAUUAAUCAAAGUCUGGAUGAUUUAAAAAAAUAAAUAAAUGAAUAAAAUUGUUACAUAGGAUUCCACACAGAUACAGGGUUGUACUAGUCGUGAUUGAUUCAGAGUUGAACAUAGUAUUUCUCACUUUUUUCUGGGUCUCAGACAAAGAGGAUUUUAUAUCGAGGCCAGUCAAGACCACAACUACAGGAGUAUCACACCUGGGAUUUGUCUUGUUAAUAUCAUUACUGUGAUUGUCAUGUAAAACUUCUGCUUCAAAUGCAAUCAAUAACUUCACUCAUUUCAGAUUUUGGAAAUCACAAGUUCAUCUUUAACAGUGGCCUCAGUGUAUAAAGUCUAACUGACGGCCAUUACCAGAACGUAAAAUAAACUUAAUCAUAUUUACAGUGACUACAUUUACAUGGAAGGUUUGGGUACAGAGGCCACAAACUAUUAAUUUAACUGCUUUAAUCCCAUCCUCCCAUAUCGGACACAUUGUCGUGUAACUGCUCGGUCUUGUCUGGGUUUGAUAAACUCUGGUCUUAGUCUCAUUACAGUCUUGAUACAAAAUGAACAGGAUGGACAUAAAUCUAAUCUGUUCUAUUCUGUCCCAAAAGAUCUGAUUGGAGGAACCAACCGGAUUUACCUGCAGUCUGAACAUAGCCUUAAAAGUUUGGAGUUUGAGAAUCUGCAAAAUAUCUCAGAAAAUCACAACAAACAUUGUCCCGAAUCAGGCAACCCCAGAGGCAAACACCCACCUUCAUGAGCUGCUCUGACAGGCGACACUUGGCUCCCCCUACUGGCAGGAGCCGGCAGAGGCAACUUACUUGACUUUUUUUUUCUAAGAUAAAAAUCUGGGAUUCAGAAAUUGCAGUGAUUUACAUUAAAAAGUAUUUUAAGUUAAACUAUAUGUAUGUUCUGAUACAUUGACAGGGAUUCAGAUGCAAUUCUAAUCACUUCUGAGAAGUGGAGAAAAAAAAAGCCUCAUUAGAACAUGUACCGUCACAGGAAAAAAAA
This is a messenger RNA of Sphaeramia orbicularis (orbiculate cardinalfish), 7913 nucleotides long. RefSeq names its product karyopherin alpha 6 (importin alpha 7) (gene kpna6). The transcript has 14 exons. The record is from RefSeq and is a predicted model, not a curated record. Bases 130 to 1746 code for a protein of 538 amino acids. Gene Ontology annotation, molecular function: nuclear import signal receptor activity; protein binding. Gene Ontology annotation, biological process: protein import into nucleus. Lineage: Eukaryota; Metazoa; Chordata; Actinopteri; Kurtiformes; Apogonidae. Gene Ontology annotation, cellular component: cytoplasm.